This is a messenger RNA of Plenodomus lingam JN3, 1383 nucleotides long. RefSeq lists its product as uncharacterized. Gene Ontology annotation, biological process: DNA replication, removal of RNA primer. The record is from RefSeq and is a predicted model, not a curated record. Gene Ontology annotation, molecular function: nucleic acid binding; RNA-DNA hybrid ribonuclease activity. Lineage: Eukaryota; Fungi; Ascomycota; Dothideomycetes; Pleosporales; Leptosphaeriaceae.
AUGCCGGGUCCCAACUCAGUCACCUCAAUCACAUCGAGUGGAAAGCGUAAAAGAGAUACAGCAGUGAAGUUUUAUGCCGUCAAGGUCGGAAGGAAACCAGGUGUAUAUCAGUCCUGGCCAGAGGCCCACGCACAAGUCGACGGCUACGACAACCCGAUCUUCAAAAAGUUUGACACCUACGCUGAAGCAGAAGCCAUGGUUACAGGCGGCGCUGGUUCUGCAUCCAAGUCCAGCAAGGGCAAGACCAAGUAUUACGCGGUAGCUGUUGGACAUGUGCCCGGCAUAUACACAGACUGGAGCGAGGUUCAAGCACAAAUAAAAGGCGCGUCUGGAGUCAAGCACAAGGCGUUCGCUACGCACGCCGAAGCACAAGCCUAUGUGGACGAGUUCAAACGAGAUAAGAGCGCGGCCAUUAGCUUACGGGGUGACCUUUCCGAGUCAUCGCUAGCCACGGGCAAAACCACCAAGGACAGCGUGAACACAGCCAAGAAGGCAAGAAAGGAGAAUGAUGCACCCAAUUCGAGCCUGACGAAUGGCGACAUUGUCUAUGAGCCUGGCAUGGGCCCUCUCCCUCCCGAUGCAGAAGAUGGCUUCGACCGCACCAUCAAAUUGGACGUCGAAACCGGACAGAUCAGAGCCAAGACGGAAGAAGAACUCAACGCGACCACAAAGCAACCAACAGGCGACUUUACUGGCCCCAUUAUCGUCUACACGGACGGCAGCUCCCUUGGGAAUGGCCGUACAGGUGCUGUAGCAGGUGUAGGCGUAUACUUUGGGCCCCGUGACCCGCGCAACGUCUCCGAACCCCUACGCGGUGACCGACAAACCAACCAGCGUGCCGAGCUGACGGCGGUUGCGCGAGCACUCGACCACAUACCCAUUGACCGGUCGGCGGAAAUCGUGACGGACAGUAACUACAGUAUCAAAUGCCUGACGGAGUGGUGCAACAAAUGGAUGGCCAACAACUGGCGCAAUGCGGCGGGCAAACCAGUGGAGAACCGCGACCUCAUUGAGCCUAUCAUUGGGCGGAUACGAGAGCGGACUCUCUGCAAGGCAGAGACCAAGUUUCGGUGGAUCAAGGGUCAUGCGAAUGACAAGGGCAACAUGGCAGCGGAUGAGUUGGCGGUGGCGGGCAGUCGGCUGAGUACGCCCGAGUUGAGGGGGAAGCGGGAGUUUAGUCUGACGCUGAACACGCCGACGAGGCUGCAUGCGUUUGAGGAGAGUCAGGGGGAUGAGCAGGAUAUUGAGGAGAUUUUUGCAGUAUUGGCGAGGGAGCAGGAGAUGAAGGAGAAGGGCAAGGGCAAGGAGAAGGAGAAGGAGAAGGGUGGAGAGGGGUUGGGAAAGGGAGUUGGUGAUGAGUUGACGGGUAGGACGGAAGGUUGA